UCCAAACUUUGGCCAAACUCGCAUCCUUCGGCGUCCGUCGCGCUCUUGGCGUCUUCUUCUUCUUCCUGGAAGAAGGAAGGAAGGAAGGAAGGAAGGAAGGAAGGAAGGAAGGAAGGAAGGAAGGAAGGAAGGAAGGAAGGAAGGAAGGAAGGAAGGAAGGAAGGAAGGAAGGAAGGAAGGAGGCAUGGGCGAGGGACUUGGGGGCCGAAAGGCUCCGCGCCCCCGCCUGACCGGCCUGGCCGAGAGGAGAGAGCGGCCCGGAUCCAAGAUGCUCUUCUUCCUCCUCCUCCUCCGCCUUCUCCACGCCGCCCGUGGGCACUACUCCGAGGAUCAGUGCAGUUGGAGGGCGGCCUCUCCCACGAAGCCAGCAGUGUGGAGCAGAUCUCCUUGCGCUGCGCCGAAGGCUCCUUGGAGUGGCUCUACCCGGCCGGGGCCUUGCGCCUGAGCCUCUUCCCUCGCCUGCCCGCCGGCGCCACCGGCCGAGAGAGCCCCAGGCGCGCCACGGCCUGCAUCAAGUCCGCCCUCGGUUUCCGGGGGGCCCAGAUCUACCUGGAGAGGGACGGGGUGCUGGAGCUGCUCCUCUCGGAGGCCGAGGCCGCGGCUGCGCAGCCCGAGGUGCGGUGCUUCCACUGGCUGCCCAAGGAGAAGGUGGCCCUCUUCCUCCAGGCCACGCUGCACCAGGACAUCAGCCGCCGCAUCGCCGCCUUCCGCUACGAGCUGCGCGGAAACUGGGACUCUCGCUUCUCCUGGCCGUCCGGGAAUCUCAGCACGGAAGAUUCAGGGAGUUGCCGACCGUGUAACAACACUGAAAUCCUAAUGGCUGUUUGCACUAGUGAUUUUGUCAUCCGUGGGAAUAUCCGGACGGUCACCAACGACGUCGAAUCGCAAGAGUCCGUCAUCAGCGUCAGCGCCACUCGGAUCCACCGCCAGAAAUUUGCCUUGUUCCACCCGGUUGGGAAGUACGGGAAGUCGGCGGGCAGCAUCCGGACCCUUUUGCGUUGUGGGGUGAAGCCAGGGCCCGGCAGCUUCCUCUUCACCGGCUGGCUGCAUUUCGGGGAGGCCUGGCUCAGCUGUGCCCCUCGCUACAAGGACUUCCGCCACGUCUACGAGGAGGCGCGCCAGGCUCACCAGAACCCCUGCGAAGUCUCUCUGGACUGAACCCCGGAGCAAAGAAAGAGGAGAGAGGAGCCGGGAGGGGAAGCCCAGCCUCCGCUUUGCCGUGCCGUGCGUGGGGUACAGACCCAUCUUGGUGACACGGCCAGGGAUACGGACGGCCGCAGAAAGGGAAGAGGGCAAACCGUGGUGCAGGUGGAUUGAGUCAGUUCAGAAAGAAGUCUGUGUCGGGUUCUCUUCUCCCAGUUGUGCUGUGGGUCAGUCUUCCACCAGGAAAAGCAUCGAGACACACGCUGGUAGAUUCCAACAGAUUUUAUUGUACAGAAUACCAGAACUUCUCUUUGGCCCAUUUAUAUUGGGGCUCUCACAUACCAGAGGGUAGUUGAGGUUUUAUGGCUUGUCGGGAUCUCUUCUCCCAGUUGUGCUGUGGAUAAGUCUUCCACCAGAAAAGCACCAAGACACACACUGGUAGAUUCCAACAGGUUUUAUUGUACAGAACACCAGAACCUUCUCUUUGGCCCAUUUAUAUAGGGGCUCUCACAUACCAGAGGGUCAUUGAGGUUUUAUGGAUUGUUAGGUUCUCUUCUCCCAGUUGUGCUGUGGGUCAGUCUUCCACCAGAAAAAGCACCAAGACACACGCUGGUAGCUUCCAACAGGUUUUAUUGUACAGAAUACCAGAAGCUUCUCUUUGGCCCAUUUAUAUAAGGGCUCUCACAUACCAGAGGGUAAUUGAGGUUUUAUGGCUGGCAUCUGUAAGACACACGCUGGUAGAUACCAAACGGUUUUAUUGGACAGAAUACCAGAAGCUUCUCUUUGGCCCAUUUAUAUAGGGGCUCUCACGUGCCAGAGGGUAAUUGAGGUUUUAUGGCUGGCAUCUGUAAGACACACGCUGGUAGAUUCCAACAGGUUUUAUUGUACAGAAUACCAGAAGCUUCUCUUUGGCCCAUUUAUAUAAGGGCUCUCACAUACCAGAGGGUCAUUGAGGCUUUAUGGCUGGCCCGUUUUAUGGCUGGCAGCUGUAAGACACACGCUGGUAGAUUCCAGCAGGUUUUAUUGUACAGAAUACCAGAAGCUUCUCUUUGGCCCAUUUAUAUAGGGGCUCUCACAUACCAGAGGGUCAUUGAGGUUUUAUGGAUUGUUAGGUUCUCUUCUCCCAGUUGUUCUGUGGGUGAGUCUUCCACCAGAAAAAGCACCAAGACACGCUGGUAGAUUCCAACAGGUUUUAUUGUACUGAAUACCAGAAGCUUCUAUUUGGCCCAUUUAUAUAGGGGCUCUCACAUAGCAGAGGGCAAUUAAGGUUUUAUGGCUGGCAUCUGUUCUUUGUCAGCCGACCGGAGAUGUUAAAGAUUGGAGAUCAUGACAGUCUGCAAGACCUGCGCAAGUCUAGCAAGAUGACCUCUUACACUGAAGUCGGCACAACACAUCGCAACAAAUACUCAACUCGCCACUACAAAGAUAGAGCUCUGCAAAACAUUUUCUCCCCUCUUGUUAAGCGCCUUGGUGUAGCAAUAAGCCAGGUCAGGGUCCAAAGAAGACAACCGGGCUGCUUUGUCGUAAUGUCGGGACACACCAGAGUGUUACCUGUGCUUUGGACCUUUCUUCUCGCCAACAUUGGAGCAGCGUUCUCUUUGUUUUCCGCUGGAGCAUCAACAAGUGUAACAAUCCCUUCUCAGGGUUGUUGUCUGUUUUCAAGCAAACCGUGGAUUUCAACUUCCCAAUAAAAUGGGAAAUGGUGUCUCAUGCGCGGACAUCUCAUCGUUUGUUGUCGAAGGCUUUCAUGGCCGGGAUCACAGGGUUGUUGUAUGUCUUUCGUUUGCUUUGGCUUCCGGCCAAGGAACCCUGCCAAAGCGAACAAAUCUCACCCCUUUUGUGGCCGAGUUUCAACUCAGGAUGGUGUUGGUUUGAGUUCUGUUUUGGGUCUUGGUGUCCUUUGCCCAUCCGAUCCUUUUCAGCCAAAUGUGACAAAAGGCAAUCAGGUAUAUAGACGUGAAUGCUGGAAUUGGAGAUAGACUUGUGCACAAGUCUGGGUUGUAACAGUAGUGGGCAUCCGACAAUUCAUCCGCCAAAUGACACGGCGACGGCUUGUUCCCAAAUAAUAUGAAUGCGAGGUUGAGCAGAUCCACAUACCGAGUCCAUGUGUGUUGGAUAAUCCAUCAUCUUUGGACUACAGAUGUUGACUGUUCUUCAUGAAAUGAAACUGGAUUCCUCUUGAUUUCGUUCUGUUUGUCUAAAGAUGAAGUCUCAGCUUUUAA
This is a messenger RNA of Anolis carolinensis (green anole), 3365 nucleotides long. RefSeq names its product meteorin, glial cell differentiation regulator (gene metrn). The record is from RefSeq and is a predicted model, not a curated record. NCBI's taxonomy places the organism in Eukaryota, Metazoa, Chordata, Lepidosauria, Squamata, Anolidae. Gene Ontology annotation, molecular function: hormone activity. Gene Ontology annotation, biological process: positive regulation of axonogenesis; glial cell differentiation.